AUGCAACAAUUGCUCCUUGUGGCAAUUCGUUCUGUUUUGGAGAAGCCUGCAAGAAUCGUACUCGUCCCGAAGGUUGCAUUGCGGUAUAUAGCUAAAGAAGCUGUAGAGUUUUGUACCGAGCAUUUAUCUGAUGUUAGUACAGUUGGAGUGCCUUCAAGCCAAAAGAUGGGAGUUUCAAAGCCAUUAUCAGGUUGCACAGUGAGCAUAGUUGAUCGGGACCUGUUGAACCAAGCACAUCUAUAUGUCUUGGAGAAUACAGAGAAAGUCCUACCUUAUAUUGAGCAACAUAUGAUUCACAUCAAGACCGCUUAUCCAAAAUUUAGAAAGAGAACAAAGUGGCUGCAGGAUAAGCACAAUAGCACUUUCAUUCAAUCGCUACGCUUCAAGGUUCAAAGUGAACUUAAUGAGGAAGACAAUCAUGGCGUAUCAGAAAAUUUAAGGUGGCUAGCAGCUGGUCUAAACAUGGCAGUGCCAUCAUAUAUGAGCUAUCUUAUUAAAGGUGAUGUGAGAAUUGAGUGUGAGCUAUUUACUAUAGGGAUGCCAAAUGUUGACACAUUUGAUGAACUGUGUGGAGACCUCUCUUCCUUCAACUUCUCCCCUCUCCAACGCCUCACCACUCUAGACCUUGGCAACAACUACUUCACUGGUGAGUUCCCCAAAAGCCUCUACUCUUGCAAGUCACUAACAGCUAUUAGAUUGACCGAGAAUCAGCUCACAGGACAGAUAUCACCUGAAAUAGUUGCAUUAGAAUCCUUGGCUUUCCUCUCCAUCUCUACCAACAACAUGACAAAUGCCACUGGGGCUCUUAGGAUUCUAAAGGGUUGCAAGAACCUGACCUCUCUGAUCUUGUCCAAUAAUUUUCCGUUUGAGCCUGUGCCAGAUGAUAAAAGCCUAGGAGACCUAGAUGGAUUCCAAAGCCUUCGGGUUUUUUCUCUGGGGGGUUGCCAAUUCACAGGUCAAGUACCCACCUGGCUAGCCAAGCUUAAAAACCUUCAAGUCUUGGACCUGUCAUUUAAUCUUAUAACCGGUUCUGUUCCCGGUUGGUUGGCUAGUCUGCCCAACCUUUUCUACAUUGAUUUGUCCAAUAACCUCCUUCAAGGUGGAUUUCCUAAUGACCUCUGUGGGAUGCCAGUUUUGACAUCGAAAGAGGCCAGUGAUAACGUGGACAGAAGUUAUUUAGAGUUGCCAGUAUUUGUGAAGCCCAAUAAUGCUACUGAUCAGCAGCAGUGUUUUCAAAGGCAUGCCUUUGCGCGCGUUGGAGCACGCGUCGGCGCGAGGCGGGAGGAAAACGCCCGAGGCGUCCUGCUGUUUCGCGAUCUGCACGUUUAG
Molecule: messenger RNA, 1329 nt
Organism: Prunus armeniaca (apricot)
Lineage: Eukaryota; Viridiplantae; Streptophyta; Magnoliopsida; Rosales; Rosaceae
Source: the annotation of a GenBank genome assembly